AUGGACAAGCCAGACAAAGAUGGCGCUCACCCGGUCCGGAAAGAAGCGAAUGUGUCAGAGGUCACGUCUAUUAAACGAUACAAGAGAAUUGACCCCCAACAAGCCAGGGAUGGAGCCGACAGCCACAAGUGUUUGGUGUGUACGGAGACGGCAAAUUAUCUUUGCACGCACUGCGAGGUGUCACAGUACUGUUCUCUUCAACACAUGCGGACGGACACGAUUCACCCGAAGGUAUGCGACCAUCUGGCAUUUCUGAACAGGAAGCAAGAGCUACUGCCGAGGAAGGAGGACAGGGAGCAACAGCUGAAACAGAACAAGCUGCAGAAGCUAGGCUUGGCCAGCAAGAUGAAAGAGAUGGCACUGCAGAUGAGACUAGAGGAUGCAGACCAACAAGCCAAAUUGGCAUGUACGUACAGUUACAAGAUCUACAGCGACAUUCUGGGUCCCAGCAGCGAUUCCUCCUUGGAUGUUUUAGUUUUGUACAUCGUCUGCUGCAUCAAACUACACCAGUGCCCAGAGGCUGAGGCUUGUGUAGCUGAGGUAAAGAAACACCUGAGCGAGUCGACGACCAGCACCUUUUCCGUCAAGGCUGACCUGGAGAAGAUCCAGGGUCUCCUGCAGGUGGCUAAGGGAAAUGCCAUGGAGGCUUUGUCCCAUUUCACCAAAGAGGUCUAUUUCGCGGCCUACGCUUACGGGAAGAAACAUGUGCUAGCCACUGGCAGUUUGACUCGCCUGGGCAGUUCUUUUCUACAGAUGGGCAAGCCCAGUGUGGCCGACUCGCUGUACAGGAAGGCGGUGGAGGCUUGGGUUCAGUACCUGGAGAAAAAGGUCUUUGAGCACGAGACAAUGGAAAUGCAGUCACGGUUCGUUGACGUGGUCCACCUGAAAACAGAAGCCAUGGAGCUCAAAGUGAAACUGGAAGCCAAGGACACCCUGACAGCAAUCUACAAAGACCGGAGGUUUGCCAAAGUCCAAACAAUGCGGAACAACAUGGCCAUGACCUGUUAUGCCAACGGCAUGUUUGCCUACGUGUCUGAGAGAUACAUCCAGGCAUACCACUUCGUGAACGAAGCGCUGCUAUACUGCAAGAAAGACUCCUGGGUCAACCUGACCGUGGCCGUUACAAACUUCUACAAGCUCUGCAAGAGGAAAGGAGCACGAGACGUUAGGUCGUUCCUGGUCAUGGAUAGCAACCCUUAG
This is a messenger RNA of Candidula unifasciata, 1200 nucleotides long. Lineage: Eukaryota; Metazoa; Mollusca; Gastropoda; Stylommatophora; Geomitridae. The record is from the annotation of a GenBank genome assembly.